AUGGGAAAUACCGAUUCAAAAGUUGAUUUUCGUUCAGCUAUUGGUCAAUUAAUAUCUCAUAGUCAGCAACUUGAAGCAAAAGAUGCAUCAUUUUGGGAUCAAUUUUGGUCGGAGAAAAUUUCUAAUAUUCAAGAUAUAUUUACUUUAGUACCAGCAAGAGAAAUUCGAUCAUUACGAGAUGAAUUACCAUCAAAUUUAGCAAUAUUUUGUAAUAAAGUUGUUGAUCGUUUACAAUUAGCUGCAGAAAAUUCAUGUCAAACACAACGAGAUCAAGCAGCUGCAAUUAAUUGUAUUCGAUUAUUAACUCGUAUUUUACCAUAUAUAUUUGAAGAACCAGAAUGGCGUGGUUUUUUUUGGUCUUAUACACCUAUAGGACAACAACAAACAACAUCAAAUGGAGAACAUAUUCAUAAACCACCAUUAGCUGAACGACUUCUUCGAAUAUUAGCAGAUCUAUUAUUUUGUCCAGAUUUUACAGUUUCUUCAAAGAAGAGAAAAGGACCGGAUCAUCCAGAAGAUAUACAUACAAUUGAUAGUUGUGAAUAUAUUUGGGAAAUUGGUGUUGGAUUUUCUCAAACACCUGUACAUACACCAAGCAAUGAUAGAAAUCGAACAGAAAUUCUUAAACUUUUACUUACUUGUUUUUCAGAAACAAUAUAUAUGAAUCCAUCGAUUGAACUACAAUCGUAUCCCAAUAAAUGGUUAGCUUAUUUCACAUCCAGUCAUAAUCGACAAACAUUACCUUUAUUUACAUCAUUAAUAAAUAUAAUAUUUUCUUAUGAUCCUGUUGGUUAUUUACCAUAUAAUUAUCUUUUAUUUACUGAUACACGUGAACCUCUAGUCGAAGUUGCUGCUCAAUUAUUAUGUGUAACACUUGAUAAUUUUUCAUCAUCAUCAUCAUCAUCAACAACAAUAGAUCAAGUUCCAUCAUCACCAACGAAUAAAACUUCAAUAGGAGAUGAUGGUUCAAAUUUAUUUAUUAAUUAUUUAUCACGUAUUCAUCGAGAUGAUGAUUUUAGUAUAUUAUUAAAAGGUUUUUGUCGAUUAUUAAAUAAUCCACUUAUUCAAACUUAUUUACCUGGUUCUUGUAAAAAAAUUGGAUUUUAUCAAGAAUUAUUAAUUUUAUUUUGGAAAUUUUGUGAUCGUAAUAAGAAAUUUUUAUAUUAUGUUUUAAAAUCUAGUGAAAUACUGGAUAUAAUUAUACCAAUACUUUAUUUUCUUAAUGAUUCUCGUACGGAUUCAUCUAAAAUUGGUUUAAUGCAUAUUGGUAUAUUUAUAUUACUUUUACUUAGUGGUGAAAGAAAUUUUGGUGUACGUUUAAAUAAACCUUAUGUUACACGAUUACCAAUGAAUUUACCUAUAUUUACUGGAACUCAUGCUGAUUUAUUGAUUAUUGUUUUUCAUAAAAUAAUUGUUUCAGCAAAUCAACGUUUACAACCAUUAUAUGAUUGUUUAUUAACAAUAAUUGUUAAUAUUUCACCAUAUCUUAAAAGUUUAUCUAUGGUAUCAAGUAAUAAAUUAAUUCAUUUACUUGAGGCAUUUAGUACUCCAUGGUUUCUUUUUGCUGCACCGGAUAAUCAUAAUCUUCUUUUUUUUCUUCUUGAAGCAUUUAAUAAUCUUAUUCAAUAUCAAUUUGAUGGCAAUGCUAAUCUUAUUUAUUCAAUAAUUCGUAAACGACAAGUAUUUUUUUCUUUAAGUACUCUACCUACUGAUGCACAAACAAUAGCUAAAUAUGGUACAAAAUCUAAUAAUUCAAUUUUAUCAUUAAAAUCAAGUUCAAAUAUAUUAGAACAAAAACAAAAUAUUUUUGAAACUAAUUCAAUAUCAAAUACAGAUGAUGAAUCAACAGUAAAUAGAGAAGUUAUACAACAAUCCACAAUAGAAACUAUCAAUAAUCCAAUGAUAACAAGUUUAGCAGAAACACCAUCAAUUCACAAAAUGACAGAACGUACAUUAGCUGCUUCACCAAAUUUCAAUAGUAAUCAACAUCAACAAUCUGAUAUAAACAAUCAAACAUCUUCACCUUUAAUACAAUCUGUUUCAUCUACAGUAGUAUCACAUAAUGGUUCAAAUUCAAAUCAAAAUCAUUUAUUAGAUAGUAAUAUUUGGUUACCAACAUCAACAUGGAUACAAUCAUGGAAAGGAAAAUUACCAUUACAAACAAUACUUCGUCUUUUACAAGUACUUGUACCACAAGUUGAAAAAAUUUGUAUGGAUCGUGGUUUAACAGAUGAAAGUGAAAUAAUUAAAUUUCUUCAACAUGGUACACUUGUUGGUCUUUUACCAGUACCACAUCCAAUAUUAAUUCGAAAAUAUCAACCAAAUUCUGGUACAAUUAUGUGGUUUCGUACAUAUAUGUGGGGUGUUAUUUAUCUCAGGAAUGUUGAUCCUCCUAUAUGGUAUGAUACUGAUGUGAAAUUAUUUGAAAUUCAACGAGUGAUAGAACAAGAUUAA
Molecule: messenger RNA, 2454 nt
Organism: Rotaria sp. Silwood1
Lineage: Eukaryota; Metazoa; Rotifera; Eurotatoria; Philodinida; Philodinidae
Source: the annotation of a GenBank genome assembly